UCGACCUUCGAAUCUCUUUGGGUAUCAAAGAAUGCAGAACGAGCUAUCCUCCGUUUUGAUAGACUUGAGUAGUCGAUUUCUUUUAACGCUAUCACAAGAAGACUUUGAAAACUUUGAGAGACUCUUUUUCGCUGUAGAAGAAGCACACUGGUUUUACGACGACUUCUUUAGGGAGAAGAACUCGAGUCUUCCUAAACUUUCUCUGAGAGAAUUCGCUGCUUUGUUGUUUGAACACUCGCCGUUGCUAGACAAAUAUACUAAGAAUGUCAAACACUUAUUGAAAAAUUUUCAACAAUAUAAGAAUAGCAUUCCAACAGCUGGUGUAGCCCUGUUGAAUUCAACUCUCGAGAAGGUACUUUUAGUAAAAGGCUUUCGAGGCAAGAGUUGGAGCUUCCCAAAGGGCAAAGUGGGAAAAGAUGAAAGUUAUGAAAGUUGCGCUGUCCGAGAAGCAAGAGAAGAAGUUGGCUUUGACGUCUCAAAUCAACUCUAUAGGGAGAAUCUUUUAACGUCCAACUGGCAGGGUCACGAGUCAUAUAUUUUUAUUGUGCCAGGAAUACCAGAUAGCACUAGGUUUGAAACAAACACAAGAAAGGAGAUAUCGGAAAUCAAGUGGCACGACAUAUUUUCCCUUCCCUCUUCAGAGGACGACUCCGGAGGAAACGAGUUGCAUCCUAAGCUCAAAAGAAGCCGAUUCUUCUCUGUGUUGCCUUUCGUGAAGCCGUUGCAGAGCUGGGUACUUUCUAGAAACCGUAAUCUUGGGAUGACACGAGAUUCUUCGGGUCUUGAAUAUCCUCGGACAAAAGCAUCUUUUUCUAACGUUACGAGCAAACGACUCAGCCGUCGUGAAGCGCUUUCUAAGCAGCGAGUAGAAACAAAGUCUUUGAAAACGAACAAAAAAGAUCUGGAAACUUUCGGAGUUGGCAAGCCUUUUAGUUCAUGGGAGGAGGAACGGAACUUUCUUCAGGCUUGUUUCGAUAGAAGUUCUCAAGGGACUACUAUGCAACCAACAGAACAGGCCUUUCUAAUAGAUGUAAAUUCGCGAAAGGGAAGUGGCUUGAGCAACUUUGCAUUCUCUAGACAAAGCAUCGAAGCAGAGUGGGAGCGACUCAUACUGGGAAAUGUUUCCCAAAACUAAAUGAUAGACAAGUCUCUGGCCACGUAAUUCGCACCCUCACGUCUUU
Galdieria sulphuraria is the source of this 1181-nucleotide messenger RNA. Its product is annotated as mRNA-decapping enzyme subunit 2. Bases 32 to 1135 code for a protein of 367 amino acids. The record is from RefSeq and is a predicted model, not a curated record. Lineage: Eukaryota; Rhodophyta; Bangiophyceae; Galdieriales; Galdieriaceae. Gene Ontology annotation, molecular function: RNA binding; manganese ion binding; hydrolase activity. The transcript is spliced from 2 exons. Gene Ontology annotation, cellular component: cytoplasm. Gene Ontology annotation, biological process: deadenylation-dependent decapping of nuclear-transcribed mRNA.